Messenger RNA from Saccostrea cuccullata (small rock oyster), 1768 nucleotides. RefSeq lists its product as uncharacterized. The record is from RefSeq and is a predicted model, not a curated record. Gene Ontology annotation, molecular function: protein binding. The transcript is spliced from 8 exons. The coding region runs from base 246 to 1403 and encodes 385 amino acids. NCBI's taxonomy places the organism in Eukaryota, Metazoa, Mollusca, Bivalvia, Ostreida, Ostreidae. Gene Ontology annotation, biological process: signal transduction.
UAUUGUGUCAAAGAUCGCACUCAGUAAUCUUUUCUAUAACGGGACAGUGCAGAGUCUUGACAUGUGACGUUAUGGGUAUACGAGGAAUUUGGCAUUUCUCCAGGCCGGAUGUAUAUUUUGGAUCGGUUAGUCCUUCGCCGACUGUGGAAGAGGAUGUACCUCGUGUGUCCAAUAAGAAGGAGUGCCAAACAGGAUAGUAACAUUUAGGGGAUUCCCCACUAACUUUAAAUGCUCGAUAAGGCAAAAUGAAAUUUAUUUUUAAAUUGAUUAUCAGCGUAAUGUUUGCUGUGGUGUUUACAAUCCAUCCAAGUGAAACAAAAGAUGUGUUUUGCAAACCUAGAAAACAUGAGCAUUACAUAGAGCAGCUAAGGGGAUGUAAAAAGUGCGACAGAUGCCCGGCUGGCUGGGGAUACGGAUUAGCUCAGACUCAGAAUGAAGUGGAUAUGGAUCCUAUACAUGGAGCGAUGUCUUGUCAGAAAUGUGUCAGAUGUGUAAAUGGACUCACAUUUAGUAAAUAUAUCAGCCAUCGACCAUGCAGACUGUGUAAAAACUGCAAAGCAUUGGGAAAAGUAGAAGUCAGACCCUGCACUUCGACAAGAAAUGCUAAAUGUGGUGGGAAACUACCACCCCCAAAAAGCAAACCGUAUUUACAAGAUGACAAGACACAUACCAGACAGAAAGAAGAAAAGAAGAAUGAUUCCUACCAGUCUACUGCCAGCAAAGAUUUGGUAAAUUUCAGGAGUGUUUUUCUCUACACUGCAAUCGUUCUUACUCUUAUUGUGGGCCUUGUGGUCAUGAUGAUUUUUGUAUUGAGGAGAAAUGCAAAAAAGAAAACCAGGGCCUUGAACAAACCAGACAAUGUGAUUCCAAAAACCGAUGGAGGUGAAGACAACCAAAUAACGAUGGAAACUACCACUUUGAUGACUGAGGAAAACCAGGAGCAACCUUUUGAAGCACUCAGAAACUUAAUAAGGCAAGUUUCUAACACUGACUCUGUUCCUUUCCUGGAAUCCGACUUUACCUGGGAACUGGAUACAAUGUCACCUGUGAAAAACGACGUGGAAUGCGACGGAAACAGACUACAAACUUUUAAGCCUGCAAAUUCACCUCCUCGCCUUCAAGUGUCGGAGUUAAAGAGUGAGACGUUGACAGACGCCCAGUUUCAAGACCUGUGUCCAGAAUUGGCCGCGAGCAACAACUAUCGCAGGGUUGGACGCAUGCUUGGUGUUCGAGACAGUGACAUCGAAAUUAUCAAUGAGCAGAACCGAGGCGAUCCGAAGGAGGCUGCCUUCCAAACGUUAAAGAAAUGGAGAGAACUGAAAGGGAAAGAAGCAACGAAGCAGCGACUCAGGGAAGCAUUGCUCGCUUGUGGUCGUCAGGACCUUGUAGACAGAAUCAAGUAAAUAGACUUGCAAAGGAAAGAUUCUCUUACAAGUAAAAGAAGUUAUUCAUGCAUCGGUGAUCCAAUCGUACUAUUCCAGUAAAGCACUGUGUCACCCUUUAUAGAGAUUGCAGCUUAACGAACGCCCAAGCUCCGGUAUGCUGCGAUACGAACAUUGUAUGUGAGCUUACUCCCGAGUGAAUCGGUGUGCACACAGAUCAUACAAUACAAGAGGGGAAAACGAUUUGCCAAAUAUCGUUACUAUUUGAUUUCUUGCUCAGACCGGUCACACAAACUCCUUUAGGGAUUGAAAGUUGGAAGAACUUGCAUCUGAAUUGCAAAAAAUACAACAUGUUGUGUUUGUGAAAAAUAAAGUUUGGAAAAAUA